AUGAUUGCAACAGAAUUUUAUAAAAUUAUACAAAACGAAGAAUCAGUUACUAAUUUUUUAAUUGCGAGAAAUCUUUUAGUAAAUGUAGAAAAUAUAUUGUGCAAUAAAUGUGAUAGUGAAAUGAAGUAUUAUAUAAAAAAAUAUCGCGGGAAUGAAAGGAAAUUGUUGUGGUGUAAAAGGAAAGGGUGUCAAACUACUCAAAGUAUAAGAAAGAACAAUAGUUUUUGGACGUACAUCGACAAAAAUGGCCUUAACAAUAGUGGAUUGAGGCUCGCUGCACAACUUGAACUGGUCUAUUAUUGGUGUCAAAAUUUAAAACAGACUACAAUUAUCACUUUAACCGGUAGAUCAGAUCAUACAGUGUGUGACUGGAUGAACUUGUGUCGUGAUUAUGAUUCGAAACCCUUUUAUGUCAAAGUUGAUGAGGUGGAUGAUGAUAUCCAGGAAGAUUUGAUAGAGUUACAAAAUGAUCGAAACUGUAAGGAUACGUUUGAAUCUUCCAUGAAUAUCGAAGAGUUUUGGUGUAAAAAAGCAAUUACGUAUCCUAAGCUUCGAGAAAUCGCACUAAGAUAUUUAGUCAUGUUUUCAACAACUUAUAUGUGCGAACAAGGAUUUUCCGCACUGCUCUACAUUAAAAACAAACAAAGAAAUCGGCUGGACGCCACUAAAGACAUGCGUGUAGCUUUGAGCAAUAUUACCCCAAGAAUAUCUUUGUUAGUAAAGGAAAUGCAAGCGCAAAAAUCACAUUAA
Messenger RNA from Acyrthosiphon pisum (pea aphid), 750 nucleotides. RefSeq names its product protein FAM200A-like. Gene Ontology annotation, molecular function: protein dimerization activity. The record is from RefSeq and is a predicted model, not a curated record. The transcript is spliced from 3 exons. The coding region runs from base 1 to 750 and encodes 249 amino acids. Lineage: Eukaryota; Metazoa; Arthropoda; Insecta; Hemiptera; Aphididae.